Messenger RNA from Camelina sativa (false flax), 981 nucleotides. Lineage: Eukaryota; Viridiplantae; Streptophyta; Magnoliopsida; Brassicales; Brassicaceae. The record is from RefSeq and is a predicted model, not a curated record.
GUCAAGAGAUACGUUAAGAAGCGUCCACCUGAUGUAGUUCUUUACUUGGACCGCCUUGAUAUGAUUGACAUGCGAUACAGUGAUUACUCCCUCCUGCAGCUUAUAACUGAAAUCUUGGGUGCAGCUAUAUGGUUAAACACGAUACUUGUAAUGACACAUUGUUCAACUGCUACAGAAGGACGUAAUGGACAAUCUAUGAACUACGAGUCAUAUGUGGGCCAGCGCAUGGAUGUGGUUCAGCAUUAUAUACAUCAGGCUGUAUCUGAUACAAAACUAGAAAACCCUGUGCUGUUAGUUGAGAAUCAUUCGAGCUGUAAAAAGAAUCUUGCGGGUGAGUCUGUUCUUCCAAAUGGACUGGUAUGGAAGCCUCAGUUUAUGUUUUUGUGCGUUUGUACCAAAGUUCUUGGCGAUGUCCAAUCUCUACUAAGGUUUCAUGACAGCAGUGGCCUGGGACAGCCAAGUAGUACCCGAACAGCUUCCCUUCCUCAUCUUCUUUCAGUGUUUCUGCGCCGUCGCUUACAAUCAGGUGAAGAUGAAGCAGAGAAAGAGAUAGACAAGCUUCUGAAUUCAGAAUUAGAGGAGGAAGAUGAGUAUGACCAGUUGCCUACAAUCCGUAUUCUUGGGAAAUCCCGGUUUGAAAAGCUGUCAAAGUCUCAGAAGAAAGAGUAUCUCGACGAGCUUGAUUACAGGGAAACCCUUUAUCUGAAGAAGCAAUUGAAGGAAGACUUCCGUAGACGACGGGAUGAAAAGCUAAAUGAAGAGGAAAAUCUCAAUGACACUGAACAGAGCGACCAAGCAGCUGUUCCACUGCCUGACAUGGCAGGUCCAGACAGUUUUGAUUCGGAUUUUCCGGCUCACAGAUAUCGAUGCGUUGUGGCAGGUGACCAGUGGCUCGUGAGACCUGUCUAUGAUCCACAAGGUUGGGAUCGCGAUGUGGGAUUUGAUGGUAUAAAUAUUGAGACAGCUGCAAAAAUAAAAAGG